This is a messenger RNA of Bombina bombina (fire-bellied toad), 7817 nucleotides long. It is a transcript of the gene BRWD1, whose product is annotated as bromodomain and WD repeat domain containing 1. Gene Ontology annotation, cellular component: nucleus. The record is from RefSeq and is a predicted model, not a curated record. Gene Ontology annotation, biological process: regulation of transcription by RNA polymerase II; regulation of cell shape; cytoskeleton organization. NCBI's taxonomy places the organism in Eukaryota, Metazoa, Chordata, Amphibia, Anura, Bombinatoridae. Gene Ontology annotation, molecular function: protein binding.
CAUUGUAUUUUUAUGAUAGAUUAAAAGGCGAGUAAGCUGUGCCUCGCUCGGAAGUAUACAGAUUUGAGGAAGUGAUAGGGCAUUAGUGGCGGAAGAGGUGGAGCACGUGAGUUUUGUAUGAGGGCCGUGCUGUGGCUCGGAGGACACAUUUGUUCACUGACUGCUUUGCAGGCUGGAGAGGUGCUGCAAUCAUGGUGGAGCCGCAGAGCUCUAGCCGCUUUAUGCCACAGGUUGAAUCAGAGCUGUAUUUCUUAAUUGCUCAUUUUCUUUCAAAAGGACCCUGUCGGAGAUCAUCUGAGGUUCUCAUACAGGAGGUGAAUGAAUACCAGCUGCUUCCUAAGCGAUUGGAUUGGCUAGGAAAUUCACAUGCCAGAAGUUAUGAAGAAAUGGUUUUGAUGAACAAACAUGUCACUACUGACCAUUUACUACAAAUAUGCCAACACAUGGCUUCUCUUCUUGACAAAACCUCUUCACCCAAUACUUCUAAAACAAGUUUUGUCCUGUCUUCUGGGAAUCAGACUUUACUGCGGACACUGAAAGAACGCAAGAAUGGUACAUGGAGGAAGGAGAGAUUUGCAGCACUACACAGAGGAAGACCACCUGAAAUGCCAGUUAAUUCUAUUGGGCCACCAAAUGUCGUGGAUGUUCAUUAUGGGAAACACCUCACUGGAACUGUCCGUUUUACAUCUGCAUUUCCCGGAAACCUUUAUCAACACAUAAAGAUGCACAGGCGAAUCCUUGGUCACCUGUCUGCUGUUUACUGUGUUGCAUUUGACCGCACUGGUAAAAGGAUUUUUACUGGUUCAGAUGACUGCUUGGUGAAGAUCUGGUCAACUUAUGAUGGACGGUUACUUGCCACUUUAAGAGGUCAUUCAUCUGAGAUUACGGAUAUUACUGUGAACUAUGAAAAUACCUUGAUUGCUGCUGGAAGCUGUGAAAAGGUUAUCAGAGUUUGGUGCCUUAGAACUUGUUCUCCGAUUGCAGUGCUUCAAGGUCAUUCUGGAUCUGUUACCUCAUUGCUAUUCAGUCCUAUGGUGAAAGGUUCUGUGAGAUACCUGGUCUCAACUGGUGGUGAUGCAACGGUUUGCUUCUGGCAGUGGGAUGUGGACACCAUGCAGUUCAAUAAUCGCCCCUAUUAAGUUUAUUGAGAAGUCCUGGUCCCUGGAGCUCGAAUGCUUUGUUGUUCAUAUAGUAUUGGUGGUAUGUUCCUUGUGACAGGAAGCACAGAUCAUGCCAUAAGGAUGUAUUAUUUUGGUUCUGAAACACCUGAAAAAAUGGCUGAACUUGAAGGCCACAAUGGUAUAGUUGACAGUGUCCAGUUCUCAAACAGAGGAGAAAGGUUUAUAAGUGGAAGCACCGAUGGAACAGCGAGAAUAUGGUAUUUUAAACAGGAAUGGAAAAGUAUUGUGCUUGAUAUGACUACACAGCUGGCUGAUGGUUUUGCUGAAACCCAGUUUACGAAACCAAAAGUUCUUUCGAUCGCAUGGGAUCAUUUAGAUACCAUGGUUUUUACUUCAGGUAGUGAUCAGCUUCUGAAAGUGUGGGAUUCCAAGACUGGGAACUUGCUUCGUAUCAUGAAGGGUCACCACAGUGACAUUUAUGUUUUGGAACCUCAUCCACUUGAUUCCAGGAUAAUGGUAUCUGCUGGUCACGAUGGACGCAUAUUUAUAUGGGAUGUAACAAAGGGUACAAAAACAAAGUACUACUUUAACACGAUAGAAGGGCAAGGCCAUGGUGCUAUUUUGGACUGCAAAUUAUCUAAUGAUGGACACCACUUAGUUAGUACAGAUUCACAUGGACAUCUUUUAAUUUUUGGAUUUGGUUGUGGAAAACUAUAUGAAAAGAUUCCAGAUCAAAUGUUUUUUCACACAGACUAUAGACCUCUCUGUCGCGAUGGGAAUAACUUUGUGCUUGAUGAACAGACACAGCAAGCUCCUCAUCUAAUGCCACCUCCAUUUCUGGUGGACGUUGAUGGCAAUCCACAUGCACCAAAAUAUCAACGUCUUGUACCAGGAAGGGAGAAUUGUGCAAAUGAACACUUGAUUCCUCAGUUGGGAUACAUGGAAACAAGUGAUGGUGAAGUUGUGGAGCAAGUCAUUGGACAACAAACGAACUGGGAUCUUCAGAAUUAUGCUUAUCCUUCCCUGGAUGGGGGUUUGUUGCCUCCGGAGAUUUCAGUUGGACAACAUCACGACUUUAGUUUACGUCAAUCAUCAGGGGGCAACAAAGAUGGACAGGUUGAAGGUGUCCGUCAAAUGCAUCAUAAUUCCCUUCGGAGUCAGAUUGCCACUGAACGGGAUCUUCUGGCUUGGAAACGCAGAGUGGUUGUACCAGAAGCACCACCUAGUUGGAACAGGCAGGAAGAGGAGUAUAGAUCUGCAAAAGGAGAAGAGGAACGUGCUCUCUACACAAAACACAAGCGAAGGAAGCAACACUUUGAAACCUACCAUGAGGAGUCGGAACGCCCACAUCGGAAGCUUAAAUACCAAAGUAGAAAGUCACAUGGUGUUGUGGAACAGUUUUUUGAUUUGUCUUGUGAAGAAGGUGAAGAAACAUCUGAAUCAAGCAUAUCUGAAGCACUGGAGGAAAACCAAACUGUAAAUUCAAGUUCUGUGUGCUCUGCCAAUGAGGAAGAUUGGACAAAUGAAAAUGACAGCUCCAGUGAAUCUUCCAGUGAGUACUCAGAUUGGACAGAGAAUGCAGGAAAUAAUCUCCAGCCUCCUAGCCGCAGCUCCAUACGCCGCAGGGUACAGAGAUUGGCUAGUACCUCAGAUGAUGACAGUUCUGCUGAAGAGAAAUCUCCUCCAAAAAAGAGAGUACCAAAGCCCCAAAGUAAUAGUGAGGUGGUGAGAAGUCCACAAAGGCCUCCCUUAGACAGAGAUACGUCUAAUGAAUGCCGUCCACCAGUAUGGAUAACAGAUACAGCACCUCACAGGUCUCCUUUUGUACCUCAAAUGGGAGAUGAGGUCAUCUACUUUCGUCAAGGUCAUGAAACUUAUAUUAAUGUUGUAAAAAGAAAUAACCUUGGCAUUUCAAACCUGCUGAAGGAACCAUGGAAAAAAAUCAUGCUUAGGGACCAGGAACUGGUGAAAAUUGUUGGAAUGCGAUAUGAGACUGGUCCUCCCACUUUAUGCUGUCUCAAACUCAGCCUGAUAGACCAUGUUAGUGGAAAACUCACAAACCAGUCUUUUUCUGUCAAAUACCAUGACAUGCCAGAUGUAAUCGACUUCCUAGUGUUACGCCAGUUUUAUGAACAUGCCCGUGAAAGAAACUGGCAACCUGGUGACCGGUUUCGUUCAGUAAUUGAAAAUGCCUGGUGGUUUGGGACAGUGCUGAGUCAAGAACCAUAUCAAUCAGACUACCCAGAUAGUCUCUUUCAAAGUUAUUCUGUGAGGUGGGACAACACAGAAAUAGAGAGACUGAGCCCUUGGGAUAUGGACAUCUUACCUGAAGAUGUCCUUCAGCCUGAGGAACUGGGAGCAAGUGUUUCAGUGACUCCAGAUGAGCUUGAUAACUUGUUGUACAAACCUCUACAAGGAGAGUGGGGCAACAGGACCCAAGAUGAAGAAUGUGAACGUAUUAUCAAUGGAAUCGAUCAGCUUCUCAACUUGGGUAUCGCUUCUGCCUUUGCUGCUCCUGUUAAUUUGCAAGUCUACCCAACCUACUGUAUGGUCGUUGCUUAUCCUACAGAUCUCAGUACAAUACGAAUGAGGCUUGUCAAUCAUUUUUACAGGAGGAUCUCUGCUUUAGUCUGGGAAGUGCGAUACAUUGAGCACAAUGCAAUGGCCUUCAAUGAACCAGAAAGUACUAUUACAAAAGCUGCAAAAAAUGUUACAGAAUUGCUGCUGAAGUUUAUCAUGAACAGUGACUGUACCAAUAUAACUGAUCUGUGCAAUACUAAAGAAGUAGAUGAACUUGAAUCCCAUGUGGAACAGGAUUACACAGAGAUAAUAGAAACACCAAUGGAUUUUGGAACUAUAAAGCUAAGAUUCCAGGAUGGAAAAUACAGCAGCCCGCUUGAGUUAUGCAAUGACAUGAGAUUGGUUUUUUUGAACGCUAAAUUGUAUACACCAAACAAACGAUCAAGGAUCUACAGUAUGGUAUUAAGGCUUUCUGCGUUAGUUGAGGAAAAAAUGAAGGUUAUUAUCUCAGAAUAUAAAGCUACCAGUAAAUCUAAGAAAACAUUUCAAAAGGAAGGUCAUCCUUAUAGUACAAGGAGAAAAGUAUCUAACCGGGCUCGACAAAAGAGGAAAUCCUACAGGAAGGAAAAGCAAAGACCUUUGAUGUCUUCAUCCGAAAAUGAAUCUGAGCUAGAACAAUCAUCACUAUCUACCUCAAGUGGAGUAAACAGUGUUUCUCGCAAAACCACCAUAGCAACAAAAACUGUGAGAGGAUCUCAGAGAGAAUCUGCUAGCAAUACACACCCCACUGGAAGCAAUGAUCCAAGUUUUUCUCUAUCAGAAAGUGAAACUGAAGAUCAUUUUUCAACAUCCUCUACGUCUUCAUCUACGCAUUCCUCUGAUUCCUCCUCAUCCAAGAGCUCAAAAGAAACUGAAUUCAGUAAUCACUCUGCUUCCUGUACUAACAACUCAGGAGUUAAUGGCUUUAAAAAGGCUAUGGGACCCAGUGAAAGACAGAGUAGUUCUUUCCUUAAGUACAAAGCAUCUCAGGGCACCAACCGCAUGAAACGGAAUUCAAGUGGAAGGAGAUACGUCACAGAUUCAGAUGAACAUCUCACAAACAAAAAUUCUUUUGAGAAUAGACCUCAAACAAAGAAGAAAAUACUUCGCAAGAGUGCUGCUCUGGCAGCUAAUAAGAUCCGGUGUAUGAGUGAUGUUGAAGAUUUAUUGACCUCUUCAGACAGUGAUUGCAGUGCAAGUAAAAACUGCAGAACUUUACCUCACCGAACAGCUGCUGCAGAAGCUAAAAAGCGCCUUCUCGGUGACACUGAAGAAGAGAAUGGCUUGAGUAGCAGUGAAAAAGAAACUAAAACGGAGACCAUUGCAAGAAAUUCCAAUGCUAUGUUGGUAAAGAAAAAAUUUGCAAACAUCACUUCAUCUAGCUCUGAUGAGGACAGUACUGCAAGAAAAAAGAAAAACGUAUUACUCCUCCAAACAGCUACUGCAGAUACUAAAGAAUAUAUCCCGGAAGACUCUGAUGAUGAGGAGAGAGAUUCAAGAUAUAACCAAAAAAAGUUAAAAAAGAAAUCAACUGCGCAAAAGAAAUAUCGGUUUUCUACUUCCGGUAGUGACUGCAGUGAAAGCAAAGCUAAUAGAAAUUUACCCCGGAGAGCAGCUGCUGUAGAAGCCAAAAAGCACUUUCUGGAUGAUUCAGAGGAAGAGUGUGGUAUCAAUGAGAGUGAAAAAGAAACUAAAUUAAAGUCCAUUGCAAAACAUCCCCUUUUAAAAAUGCUUUCUAGUGCAAGUGAUAAGUCCAGCAAUAGUUCAAAUUCUCCUUCUCCUAAUCCAUCCGUAGAAGGGGAAUUGUUUGAGGAAGAAGAAUUAAAUGGUGAAUGUUCCGAUGAAGCGUGCUUUUCAGACUCGACUCCACCUCCAGCAACAGCGUUUCAUCAGAAUUCUAGUGAUUCAGAAUCUGAAUCUUCCUUUUCAGAAAGUGACUGCAGAAUAUUUGGUGCUGGUAGGAAGAAGCAGUCAGCCACAAACCAGAAAUUUUGCAGGAAAAAAAAUAGAUUGAGCAACGUCCACUCUAAUUUACAGCCUAGCAGAGCACUGCGCAAAAACACAAAAUCAAUAUGUCAUGGGAGGUCUUUGGAAGCUGAUUCAGAUUCUUGGUCUGAUAUAAAGGAAAAAAAUGUACGCAAAAGGAAAAUCUUAGCAACUGAUACAGAAGAGACUUCAGAUUCUGCCCGAGAAGAAGGUAGUAAUUGUAGGUUUUCUAGCUCCUCAGAAAAUGAAGUAUCAAAGUCAAAAUCAAAAAAUUAUGAUUCUUUCUCAGACUCAGAGUCGUCGUCUUUGUCAGACUCUAGCACUAGCCAUCGCAACAACAUGAAUGAAAAAAAUGUUGCUGUAAAGACAAAGAUGUCUAAACUAAAAAGGAAAUUGGCACAAAGUAGCUGUGAUGAUGACUGGGAAGAACAGGAGUAUGGGAAACAAAAGAAACUUGCCCGUCAUACUAACGUACGUACAAGAAAUCAAGGAAAAAGGACUGUGCAGUAUCGUGAUGAUGAUAAUGACGACAAUGCUAAUCAAAGUGAAGAAAACCUGAAUAAUCACAGUCUUUCAAGACCUAGACGCUUAAGGAAGAAGGCUCACUAGACAUGUGCCAGACAAUUCUUAUUGGCUCUGGAUUCCGAUCAUUUUUUUUUCUUUCUUAUUAAACAAUUGUCCACAAAUUCAGGGAAUAUAUUUAUAUUUUUCUACUUAGUGAUAUAUGAAUGUGACUUAUUUUGACUUGCACUUAAAAUUAUUAGCAUUUAAAAACAGAUGCCAACCAGUGCCUCCACAAGGGGUGAUCAUUAUCUGAAGACAAAUUUGAAACUGCUGAUUUCAUAGUUUUUUUUCUAAUACUAGGGCAUUUAAGUUCUAGAAUUGCCCUUUCAUGACUGUAUUGCACACUGUGCUUUACAAACUUAAUUUCAGUAAACUGAAAUCUACAUGGUUAGAUUUAUUUCAGAAAGAUGGCAAAAUGAUUUAGCACAAUUUUAUUCUGCCAUGCUUUUUUAUUUAAAACUUAGUGAUAUGAAACCCCAAAAAAUUAUUUUGCGAUUCAGACAGAGCAUACAGUUUCCAAUUUACUAAUAUGAAAUUUGCUACGUUCCAAUUUAUUUUGUGUUGGUAACAUUCUUGCAAAACUGCUGCCAUAUAGGUGCUCAAGAUAUGGGCUGGCUACUAAGCUUACCUUCCUGCCUUUUAAAAAAAAAUACCAGGAGAACAAAGAAAAAUUGAUAAUAGAAGUAAAAUUAGAAAGUUGUUUAAAAUUGCAUGCUCUAUCUGAAUCAUGAAAGAAAAUUUGUUUCAUAUCCCUAUAAACACUAGAUUCCUUACAAGGGUACCACAACUAGUAUUAAAUCCCAUAAUGUGCUCAAUUCAGUUUUGUAUGAAGAACUAUUUCAUGAACACUGUGAAACUGAAAUGUUUGACUGUAAACAUAUUCUUGCUUUGUAACUUAUUCAUGUGGCUGCUUUUCAAUUUUUGGAGUUUGUCAAAGAAAGUUUUUAUGCCUUUGAAUAGAUCAUUAACAUAGUUUACACUCAUGUUUUUGGCAGUCAUUUUUAUUUAUUAAUUAAUUUACUGUUUAAAUUGAUAUUUACAUUUGUCUUCCAUUGUUUGCUGGAAAAAAACUACCUUCCUGAACCGCUGACAUAAGAUAUGUUUCAAAGUUAAAGAAUUGGUUUUCAGAUAGAUUAUUUAUGUGUUAGAAAUAAAACCAAGAUAUGCAACCUUCUACAGAAUGUUUAGAGAGAAUCCUGUUGCAAUGUAAAAUGUGAUGCAAAUGAGCUUUACUGUUCUAUGCAGCAAGCACACGAACACUGUUAAUCAUCCUAAGGAUGAGUGCUUUGUAACAAAUCCUUUGCCAGUUCAACUGAUUUUGCCAUUUAUUCUCCUUUUAAAGAGAAUGUGUGAGGAACCUAAUUAUUAAAUUAAACACUGUUCUCUUGCAUGUGUAUUUUUUAAAUUUUGUAAAACUGCACUUACACUGUUUAUAGUUCAGAUCUAAUUUAAACAUGCAAGUCUGCUUUUUUUUUUCAGUACCGUUUGUGUCCCCAGUUAAACAGUUUGCAAAUUGGUUGUUGAUCAUUUCACUGUAUUGAUUCUAUUGAUUUGGAGCAUGGUAGUAAAGGCUGUUGUUUUGUUGCA